GGUAGUAUGCCAGUAGACUUGAUGGGCCAAAUAGCCUGAUUCUGCCCCACCACUCAUGACGUUGGCAUCAUAUUCUGUGUAAAUAACGUGGGCCGAAGCGCCUGUUCCUGUGCUGUACUGUGCUAUGUUCUCUAUGCUCUCAGUCCAUGGCUUUGCAAAAUUAGCAGUUUCCAAUCAGUAAACGCCAGCAGCCCUUAUUCAAAAGCACCACUCGUCUAAAAUGUGAGUACUUAUUGUGUGGUAUUCCUUAAAGCUAAAUUAUCUCAAUAAAAAACUGAACAGGUGCAUGGGCUGCUAAACUUUAGGAUUAAGGGGAGGAGUGUUUUCACUGUGUACAGAAUGACUAAUCAAAUCUCUACAUCCACACAAAUCACCUUCAGGAGUGAAAGGGAAUUAAAAGGGGUGUUUGGUUUUAUGUGAAAACAUAAAUACGACCUUAAAGCCACGCAUUAUUGCCACAUUUGUAUCUGCAGUAUCUUGUUGUUGAUGAUGGGAAGUGCUUUACACUACAGAAUGUACAGAACAGCGCACACGCGUGUCUGGGUGGAAAGAUGUACUUGGCUCGAGGUGAUUUCACGCAAAUGAAUGUAAUGUACACGCCUGGAAAUAGGACGGGGUACAGCUGGCGACAGCACAGUUGGGGGACGAGUUUAAUUUAGUUUCGUUUCGAGAUACAGCGCGGAAACACGCCCUUCGAUCCACGGGCCAGUGAUCCUACACACUGUAGUAGUGCCAAGGUCCAAACAGCCGGAAUGCAUCGUGCAUUAGUGGCUGGCUCGCCUCGCCUCAAACACAGCCGGCAGUGCAGAACGAUUGCAACCUCCACUACUGUAGUACAGCCAUUAAGUACUAACCAACAAACACCAAGCCGGGAGACAAUCUUGUUUGUAGAAUUUACUGGGUCAAUGUCCCUUCAAAAUUUCAGCUGAGUUGAGGAAAAAAAAGAAAAAUGACAACAAAAAAAAAGGUCCAGGAAAAGGAGAAAAAUUGAAUUUUUCAUCGCAGGAUGUUCGAGAAAAAGAAUAUUUUCGUGCUGGUGGAUGUGUUGUGCCUGGUUGUGGCAUCGUUACCAUUUGUCACAUUGUCCUUGCAUGCAAAGCCAAGAAUACGAGGGUUCUACUGUGACGAUGAGAGUAUCAAAUAUCCAUACAAAGGGGACACCAUAUCCCACUGGACAAUGGCAGCAGUUAUUAUUCCAUCCUGCAUCAUCAUUAUUACUGUUGGAGAGGCAAUAAUGGUUCGGCUGAAGCAUCUGUACUCGAAAUCAGAGUUCAACAACUACGUAGCUGCCUUGUACAAAGUGGUGGGCACCUUCAUGUUUGGUGCGUUUGUGAGUCAAUCAUUGACUGACAUCGCUAAGUAUACCGUGGGACGCCUCCGGCCAAGUUUUCUGGCGCUGUGCAAGCCCAACAUGUCGAUGGUGGACUGUUCGCAGUAUGUCCAACUGGAUGUUUGUACGGGGAACGACGUCGAUAUUACUGAGGCAAGGUUAUCAUUUUAUUCUGGGCACUCGUCAUUUGGAAUGUACUGCAUGGUGUUUCUUUCGCUGUACAUGCAGGUGCGUUUGAAGGGAAAAUGGGCCCGGCUUUUGCGGCCAACCAUUCAGUUCUUUCUACUGGCCUUUGCUGUAUACGUGGGCUACACACGAGUCUCUGAUUACAGACACCACUGGAGCGAUGUACUGGCCGGAUUCCUCCAAGGAGCCAUUGUGGCAAUUUUAAUUGUCCGCUAUGUUUCAGAUUUCUACAAAAGUAGGCCUGAGACUUUGGAGCAUUCAGAGGGCUCUGAGCCAGAGAGAAAACCCAACAUUCCCUUGACUGAAACGGAGCCGAUGAAUCACUAUGGCACAGGACACGUUCCCUGAUUCACCAGCGGAAAACCAUUCUUCCCACCCCCUGACAUCAACUCUGUGGUUUUCCAUCAAGCAUCAAAGGAUGAAUUCCUUCCUCUUAUAUCGUUCAAACUUUGUUCUGUUUGCUGUGUGUUGACACUCAAAGACUUGCUGGCUCUCUUGUGUGAAAGGACCUCUGGCUUGCUUAUCCGUGCUUGAGUUACUGAGGCUAGAUACCAAUAGGUUUGCAUUGUGCAGGUGAAGCGCCUUGCUAAAUCUCUCACAGCUUGCCAACAAUAACAGUGUAUAUUUGCCCCCUCUCCUGCCUUUAUAACUCCCCCACCCUCCCCCCUAAAGAUAUCGACUCCAUGUUACUGUCAAAAGAGUUUUGUACCGUUUAUGUAGAUCCAUAGUAGAAUCCCAUGCAUUCCCUUGGUGUCAGGCGCAAGGUCGUGAAUGCAAGAAGCUGGUUCAGGCUGGAGCCAUAUCUCCAAAUGUUCGCGGACCACCCUAUCCUCUUUCCAUGAUCCCUCUGCUCUUUAUAUCACCUCUGCGAAGAGCUUGGGGUGAGAUUAGCAACUUCUCCACACUUGGGACAGCAACUUGGCUUCAGAGCAUUCAGAAUUCUUCUGUUAUCACUGUUUCCAAUGCACAUUGAAAUAUCUUUCUCCCCCCCCACUCACCAUGACACUUCCUCCUGGGGUUCAGUAGGGGAAUGCCCCCUGCGAUUUUGGUCUUGACUAAAUUAGCUAAUCUCAUUUUGGGCAGUGUCUGUGUACAAUGAUUCAACUCACUGAUUCAGAGUAAUUGAUUGCAAUCUGGAUGUUUGUAUGCCCGGUAUUAGCCUCCACAAUCAUUUUCUCCCCUAUCCACCCUUCCCUCACAAGCAGAUACUCAAUCACAUCCAUCAAGAUUUAUUUUGGGAUAGAGCUUGAUAAAGCAGGAGCCAUGCUUGGUAUAACUCACUAGACAUCCUCUCCAUUGAAAGUUUAAAAGGCGAUUUUUAUUUUAAAUGCACUCGUUGACUUGGGUGCAGUUCUAAACAAGGUUAGUGGUGUUUGCAUUUGUAACCUCUAGUCAUUGCAUUCCCAUUUGGAAGCAGCUUUUGACACAUUGCAUUCUUUUGCUCUGAAUCUUGUACCUCCCCCCCCUUUUCCCACUCGCAACUGACGUAACGUCGUUGAGUCACAGACAGCAAGAACGGAGAUUAAAUUUCUCCUUCUAAAGCAUUGACUGACUAAUCGAUGUAACUGGCAGUUCAAACAUAAGCAGAGAUGACAUGUUGCGGAAAUACCGGCAGCUGAUGUUGAGAGAUUUAUUUGCUUUCUUAAUCAUGACAGGUUCUCACUUAACCGGUGUGCGCGUGUCUGUAAAUGUCGAUGCCUUUUGCAAUGUUGUCAGAACCUAGAGUUUGCUCCAUGCCACCAUAUGUGUUACAUUCAGUUCCUAUGAAGCAGGUCUCUUUAAUUUAGACCAAUGUUUAGACCAGCAGGAUUUGCUGCAAUUUUUGAACAUCCGUUGCGUGAGAUGCCUUUACUGUACAUCUCCAACGUGCUUAUGCAUGUUUCUAAAUAUUAAGCACAGUGGCAACGGAAUAACUGCUGGUAUCAAAUGCGAUGUUGCCAGGCAUUCUGACGUGCAUGUAGGUCAUGGCUUGGUCAACGAAUCACUUUGCAGGAUGAGACUUUACAGGAUUUGAAACUCCGAAAACCAACGAAGGCUCGGAAAGCUAGCACUGUGAGAGCAAAAAAACGGCCAUUGAACCCCGACCAACUUGGUCCUACACCCAAGGAGGAAAGGGAGUACGGUAGACAAAAAUGCUGGAGAAACUCAGCGGGUGAGGCAGCAUCUAUGGAGCUAAGGAAACAGGCAACGUUUCGGGUCGAAACCCUUUGGGUUUCGACCCGAAACGUUGCCUGUUUCCUUAGCUCCAUAGAUGCUGCUUCACCCGCUGAGUUUCUCCAGCAUUUUUGUCUACCUUCGAUUUUCCAGCAUCUGCAGUUCCUUCUCAGGAAGGAAACGAGGCAAGCUCUGUGUUCACCUCAGUGGUGUUCCAAACUAUUGGUGGACAGCAUGACAUUCUCACCAACUUGCCCGUGCCAUCCAAAAUCAAAAUGGUACAAAACCCCAGUCAUAAGAUGGUCGGUUUAACGUGGCUAGGUAAAUGAUGUCAAAACCGUUGUCUAUUUUCCCCCCAACUUCGUGUGUGGCAGCAUAACCUGGUCUUGAGAAACUUGCUUUUGAACUGAAUCGUGAAGCAUUUUUGGCCCUUUUGUAUAUAACUACUUGUGUAUUUUAGACAUGGAGCUGACAAAUUUGGUGAAAUGGGAGAUUAGCAUGUUGCAAAUUUUAAUCAAAUUCAAAGUUUAUACUCCGAUUAAAAUUUCAGAACCUUUUUCAAAAAGAAACAGUCAAGUAAACCAAACAAUGGUUGCAAUACAGCAAUUUUGACUAACAUUCUGACAACAUAGUCAUAAGAUUUGCAGAUGUAUAAUACAGUUUAUGCAAAUGUCACCAUUCACAGCACACAAGGUCUUACAAGAAUUUCUUACAGUAUUUGCGAUAUAUCAAUAUGGCUUCAGUUAUUCUUUAACAUAUUCUAUGAGCGCCAAAUCCAAGAGGCUUUUGCAUAGGUUUUGGUCACACUUCUUCCAAAAGGCUGAUUUCAUGUUACUGUGAUCAACCGGAUAUAUUAAUGAUCCACCAUUCAUUCUUUGCCAGGCAAUGCAGUUUCAGGGCCACCACUGCACAACCUCCCAACACUUCCAGUUCUCCAUUUUUGAGAUUCUAGACGAUGGCAAUUUUUAUAUAUUUGGGGCGGCUCGGUGGCACAGCAGGGAGAGAUUCAAUCCAGAUCUCGGGUGCUGUCUACGCGGAGUUUGCACGUUCUCCCUUUGACAGUGUGGGUUUCAUCCGGGUGCUCCGGUCUCCUCCCACAUCCCAAAGUCGUGCAGGUUUGUAGGUUCAUUGGCUUCGGUAAAAUUGUAAAUUGUCCCCAGUGUGUAGGAGAGUGUACAGGGUGAUCGCUGGUUGGCGCGGACUCAGUGGGCCUAAGGGCCUGUUUCCGCUACUGUAUCUCUUAAGCCUAAAGAUGGUCAAUGGGCGGCAUGGAUCCGGUGGGCUGAAGGGCCAGUUUCCAUGCUGUAUCUUUAAAUAAAUCAUAGCAAGUGGAAGAGUCAAGACCACCCAUUAACUGUGGAUGAACUGAUUAGAUCAAUUCUUCAAGACAAAUAAUACUCCCAGAAUCAAUAGGUAGCUAGUUGAGUGUGUUAUCUUUGCCUCUCUGGGACUGAGUUCGCCCAGCUAGCUAUGGUUCUAUCCAUCAUCACGACAGGGAGAAGGGUGAGUGGGAGCAAAUCGGAAAAUAGCAACACAUCUUACUGCUUAAUGGGGAACCCAAGACAGUGGUAAACGUCUUUUAAGAAACUUUUAAACCAAUGUAAAUUUUUAUACUGCUAUUCUGCUUUCCUGAUCUCUGACUGAAUUGUAAAAUUGCUUCAGUUUGUGCCGAAUUGUAAACAUUUUCUGUUAUAGAGACAAUGUAAACAUAACGUAUUUUAUUAAGUGAUAUAAUAAAGUGAUUUUUGUACAUUU
Leucoraja erinaceus (little skate) is the source of this 5425-nucleotide messenger RNA. It is a transcript of the gene plpp2a, whose product is annotated as phospholipid phosphatase 2a. Lineage: Eukaryota; Metazoa; Chordata; Chondrichthyes; Rajiformes; Rajidae. Gene Ontology annotation, biological process: phospholipid dephosphorylation; phospholipid metabolic process; signal transduction. The record is from RefSeq and is a predicted model, not a curated record. The transcript has 7 exons. Gene Ontology annotation, molecular function: phosphatidate phosphatase activity. Bases 1007 to 1864 code for a protein of 285 amino acids.